CACAGAAAAGACGUCAACGAAGGCCAACCCCACCCCCCAUCCAACCCCCCCACCCUAAAGGUCAUCACCGCCACCCCAACCCUUUAAAUUCCGCCACCACACUCUUCAGCCACUCUACAACUUCGACGACGAACCCCUCACUUUUCCGGCGACAACCGACAGUCUCAGCGCCGCCGCAAAACGACGGAUGCCCCCCCAACCCCCCACCCACACAGCGCCGGAGAAGAGAUCCGCCGCCGUCCGCCGCUCCAGGAAGGGCUGCAUGCGCGGAAAAGGCGGGCCGGAAAACGCCCUCUGCACCUACCGCGGCGUCCGGCAGCGGACAUGGGGAAAAUGGGUGGCGGAAAUCCGCGAGCCCAACCGCGGCGCCAGGGUUUGGCUCGGCACCUUCAACACCUCCCUCGAGGCGGCGCAGGCCUACGACGACGCUGCCCGCCGCCUCUACGGCGCCGGCGCCAAGCUCAACCUCCAGGAACCCGAUUCCGGAGGCGGCCGGAACAUGCAAACCCCGGCGGCGCAGCCGGCGGUUUCUCCCUCCUGCACCGACUCCGUCGUGCCGGAUUAUUACGACAACUAUUACAGAAGCGAGAGCUCUGUGCUCGACGAAGCGCGGAGCAUGUGGGAUAUUCCGGCGGCGCCGACGCUGCUAGAUGAGAAGCAGAGCCUGAACUGGCCGGAGUUUCCGCCGGAAAGUUUCAGCAAAUGUGAUUUUAUGGACGAUACACGAGUUCCAUGGACCUUAUAGCUCGAAUCUUACUUGGGUUUGUGUGGAAUUCUUGAUGUCCUUUUCUUUUUGGUUAAUUUGUUUUUUGUCAUGUUAGUUUUUGCUUGAGCUGUGUUGGAAUGUUCAAGUUUCUUCCGACUAAUAUUAUUAGAAUAUAAUUAGGAUUUAUUAGAAUAAUUAGGAUUUACAUAUGUACUUUUUGUGCUCCCUUUUAGCCCUAAGGUAGGGUUUUUUUAGAAUAAUUAGGAUUUACAUAUGUACUGUUUGUGCUCCCUUUUUAGCCCUAUAAUAUAAGGUAGGGUUUUGGGAAAUUAUAUGUUUGGUGUAAGUUUUUUUGUAUUGGUAUAUGUAUAUUAUUUUGUGGUAUUAUAUAAAAUUAUCCAAGCUUGUAGAA
This is a messenger RNA of Salvia miltiorrhiza (redroot sage), 1118 nucleotides long. Its product is annotated as dehydration-responsive element-binding protein 2D-like. The record is from RefSeq and is a predicted model, not a curated record. The coding region runs from base 188 to 745 and encodes 185 amino acids. Gene Ontology annotation, biological process: positive regulation of DNA-templated transcription; response to stress. Gene Ontology annotation, molecular function: DNA-binding transcription factor activity; transcription cis-regulatory region binding. Gene Ontology annotation, cellular component: nucleus. NCBI's taxonomy places the organism in Eukaryota, Viridiplantae, Streptophyta, Magnoliopsida, Lamiales, Lamiaceae. The transcript has a single exon.